ACGAUCUCGCCAUUACACGAAACUAGGAAAACUAGUCAGAAGGCCUAGAUAGUUUCAGUAAUCUUAUUAUUCUAUAUAUAUUUCCGUGUUGAUAGUCAUAGUCAUGAUGUGUUUCCCUUCACAGCAAAAUUCAACCGAACAGAGUCUCGCAGUUAGACAUCAAACCCCCAUUAUCGAUCAAGGAUAAAUCGAACGAGAACGUGUUAAAAAUGUCCUCUUCGGAAACUGAAGUUCAAGAGAAAGGCUCUGUCUCUAGCUUUGAGCCCGGGCAGGAGACCGCGCCUACCAACAUGCUUGACUUCGAAGAAGCCCCUGACGGAGGUCUUCGAGCGUGGCUUGUUACUAUCGGGGCUUGCUGCGUCUUUUUCUCGGCUCUUGGUUUCUCUAAUGCUUUUGGGGUCUUCGAAGAAUACUACUUGACACACCAACUCAAGGAACAAUCACCGGAUAAGGUGGCUUGGAUCGGUUCCCUGGCGGUGUUUCUCCAGUUUCUAAUGGGCAACAUCGGUGGGCCAUUGUUUGAUCGUUUCGGAGCAUGGGUAAUCCGUCCCGCCGCAGUCCUUUAUGUCUUUGCCAUAAUGAUGACCAGCCUCUGCAAAGAGUACUGGCAGUUCAUGCUAGCCCAGGGAGUCCUUCUGGGAAGUGUCAUGGGCUUUCUACAAUUUCCGGCUAUGGCAGCAGUGUCGCAAUUCUUCAGUAAGAAGCGAGCGGCUGCGCUAGGCGUUGCUGUUGCAGGAUCAUCCGUUGGUGGCAUCGUCAUCCCCAUCGCACUGUCAAAGAUGCUAAAUGGCUCAUCAAUUGGGUUUGGCUGGUCAGUUCGAAUAAUUGGUUUUAUCACCAUACCCCUUCUAGGUUUCGCGUGCAUCGCCAUCACUUCUCGCCUACCACCACGAACAACGACCUUCUUCCUUUGGAGGGCCUUCAAGGAGCCGAGAUUUCUUCUAUUGACACUGGCAUUAUUCUUCAUGCUUCUUGGUGCUUUCACCCCGCUGUUUUACAUCCCGACGUACGCGGUCUCGAGAGGCAUAGAGCCGACGCUCGCAUCUUACCUUCUUGCUAUUAUAAACGCAUCCUCUACUUUCGGACGCGUCAUCCCAGGUGUUUUGGCGGAUAAGUUUGGACGGCUAAACAUACUCGCAUUUGGUGCUUUCGGUACCGGAAUUGUCAUAUUAUGCUGGGAUAAGGCAGAAACCACUGCAGCGUUGGUAGUAUAUUCUAUUGCUAUCGGAUUUACGUCCGGGACUGUCAUCUCAGGGGGCUCUGCAGCCUUCACAGAAUGCCCUAAGGACCCCCGAGACCUUGGUACCUACAUGGGAAUGGGAAUGGGCCUAAGCUCUUUCGCGGCUUUGAUAGGCCCUCCGGUGAGCGGGGUGCUUGUAAGCAAAUACGGAGGCUAUUCCCAAGUACCAUGGGGGACCCACCCAUGGGCCAUACCCCCCCGGGCCACCCCGUUUCUCAUUAAAAUACACACUUUUCAAGUGCUUGUAUUUAAGUUAAUUAAAGUUUAAUAAUUAUAAAAUUAAUAUUAGUAAAUAAC
Molecule: messenger RNA, 1537 nt
Organism: Annulohypoxylon truncatum
Lineage: Eukaryota; Fungi; Ascomycota; Sordariomycetes; Xylariales; Hypoxylaceae
Product: MFS general substrate transporter
Exons: 2
Coding region: 210-1508 (432 amino acids)
Biological process (GO): transmembrane transport
Cellular component (GO): fungal-type vacuole membrane
Molecular function (GO): transmembrane transporter activity
Source: RefSeq, a predicted model, not a curated record